AUGAACCCCGCCGCCUCGCAGGCGGCUCUCAUCUCGGCCAACGGCGCCGCAAACUCCAGCUCCAGCUCCUCCAGCUCUCAGGUCUCCUUCGAUGUCCUGCCCAUCGAGGUCCUCUCCCUCGUAGCGUCCCUCGUGUCGCCGCCCUUCUACCUUCCCCCGCCUCCCGCCGAGCCGAGCCCAAGGCCGCCCGCGCACAUUGUCGAGUCGCUCGACCCCAAGCCCGCCCCUCAGCAGACCAGCUCCCAGGCCGUCUCGGCGCUGACCAAGAGCAGCGCGCACGUUCUCGAGGCUACGCGCCCGUGGCUCUGGGAGAAUGUUGACGUUCGCUCGGGCCGCGGCUGGCUCGCAGUUGUCGAUGCGCUGACCGAGGAGGUCGUCGACGCAGUCGAGGACGAGGUCGUGCAUCACGAGUCCGUCUUUGUCGACACGCCUCCCUCCCCGCGCAGCCCGGGCCAGUCCCCUGGCGGGUUCCGCCCGCACCACCACCAUCACACGUCACCUGAUGUCGGCACCAGCGCCUCCGCGGCUGCUGCCGCUGCGGCGGCGGCUUCCCAGCAGCCGAGCCAGCCCGUCGAGACCAUGCCUUCGGUGCCCGUCGGUACUGCGAUGCGCGACCCGCGCGAGAACCUCGGCCUUAUGCGCUCGGUUACGAUCAAUGAGAACGUCGCCAAGGCGUACUACUCUGACAAGGGCUGGACUCACGAGCGCACGCGGACCAUGUCUCCGCCGCAGCCGCGGAGGCUCAGCAUGCUGAUCACUCCCCCAGGGUCGCGCAAUACGUCUCCGAGUGCUCGUCUGCGUGGUCGCUCUCGCUCGCCCCGCCGCAACCUCGUCUUCGAGGAAGGCAUCAGCUCCGUGCUUGCUCGCUCCUUCAACCAGCGCUCGUUCAGUGGCAGCCUGCCCCCGGGACAGCGCCCGCUCAUGCGUCAGAGCUCGCUGUCUCUGUCACGCACAGCCCACGCCCUGCUCGAGGAGAGCGAUGACGAGGACUGCGACCAGGGCAACCACCAGUUCAUGCAGGCGCUGCGCACGCCUCCGAAGGAGAACGAGGAUCUGCCUAAAGUGGAGCAGGAAGAGGAGGCGCACGAGAACGCCAACCCCGACCUUCUGCCCCCGCCCGGGCCGUACAUCCGGCACCUGUCCUUCACCAACUUCCGCACGAUCGGAUCCCGCCGCUCGCAGGACGAGGCCGUGCGCGGACGCUACGUGACGGCCGGGAGGCUUGAGGGCGUCAUCAAGAACACCCCAAACCUUCGCUCGCUCUGCAUGACAGAGUACGUCGACAGCGCCCUCUCGUCUGCGGUUGUCGAGGAGAUUUUCUUCAGAGGCUACUCCAAGCCCCGCGUCCGCAAGAACCGCGCCGCGAGCUUCUCCUCACCUCAGGCCAGGGCUCGCGCCAUGUCGAUCCAGCAGGAGCCCGAGCCGGCGCAGUCCACGAUCGACGACCUCAUGGACCCUCCGCGACCCAGCUACGUGCCCUACGAGGAGGAGACCGAGGACGACAAGUGGGCUCGCCGACGGCAGUUCCAGCCCCUCGAGUCCCUGGACCUGACCGGCUGCGUCAGCGACAACUUCACGGACGCCAUCCACGAGUUUGGCGAGAACUGGCUCGGCCUUGGCGAGGAGGACGAGGACGAGGACAGGGGGCGCGGGCGCUCCCGCCGUCGCGAGGACGACGACGAGGACGAGGAUGACGAGAUGGACGAGGACGAGGUGCCCGAGCAGCGCCACCGCGUCAGCUUCCCGGCUCUCCGCCGCCUGUCGCUGCGCACCUGCCGCAGGCUCCCGCCCGCGUUCAUCCACGCGCUCGUCCUCGCCAUGCCGAACCUGACCCACCUCGACCUCUCGGGAACCCGCGUGGGCAAUAGCCUGCUGCAGGCCCUGACGCACUCUCCUCCCCGCGGCAUGCGUCUCGAGUCGCUCUCGCUCGCUCGCUGCCCGGGCCUGGACCCGACCGUCGUCGUCGACUUCCUCCUCAAGUCGCCCGUCGCCGCCGACCUCGUCGACCUCAACCUCUUCGUGAACCCGACGCAGGGUAACGCCAUCGGGUCCGAGGACCUGAUGCGUCUCCUCGAGGCGCCUUGCUUCCGCUCCGGAAGGCUCAGGUACCUCGACCUGUCCUCUGCUGGCAUCACGGCCGCGCAUCUCGCGCCCGACGUCUUCCCGCCUCAGCCGUCGCUGGUGUCCCUCGGCAUGAGCCACAUCCCCCUCCUGCCGCUCCGCGACGUCGCGAGCUUCAUUCAGACCACCGCACCCGGAGUCGAGGUCCUCACCCUGGCCGGAACGGCGGUGCACGACUUGCGGCCCGACGCGAGCUCGCUGCAGAUCACGCUCUGCAUCCAUGCCCUGCUCAUCAACCCGCUCACGACCAUGCCGUUCAGCAUCUCGGGCCUGAACCUCUCCGGCCCCUCGAAGGCGGACCUGACGUGCGGCCCGACUCGCCUCCGCGUCGUCGAGCUGUCCUCGUCCAUCCGCCGCUCGCUCGAGAACUCGCAGGGCGCCUCUCGUACCGAGUGGCAGGUCAUCCGCUCCAAGGGCGGCCGCGGGUGGUACGUCGACGUCUCGGCCGGCUGGAUCCCGACGAGCACGGUCUCUGACUGGGGCUAUGUCACACAAGAGCCGAUCGAGGUCGGCGAGGGCAUGGGCGCGAUGAGCUUCGUGCGCCACCUGCCCAACGCGCACUCGUGGAGGCAGUGGCUCACCCGCCUUGCCGAGGCUAAUGGCCGUGUGUCGAGCUAUGUUGGGUGGCACUCGAGGAAGAUGGAGGUGGUCAGGGGAGAGGGCAUGAUGGGCAGGGAGGACGGGAUGGGCGGAGUCGAUGCGUUUGCUCUGGAGUGA
Messenger RNA from Trichosporon asahii var. asahii CBS 2479, 2838 nucleotides. RefSeq lists its product as uncharacterized. Gene Ontology annotation, biological process: SCF-dependent proteasomal ubiquitin-dependent protein catabolic process. Lineage: Eukaryota; Fungi; Basidiomycota; Tremellomycetes; Trichosporonales; Trichosporonaceae. The transcript has a single exon. The record is from RefSeq and is a predicted model, not a curated record. The coding region runs from base 1 to 2838 and encodes 945 amino acids. Gene Ontology annotation, cellular component: SCF ubiquitin ligase complex.